Molecule: messenger RNA, 3395 nt
Organism: Cottoperca gobio
Lineage: Eukaryota; Metazoa; Chordata; Actinopteri; Perciformes; Bovichtidae
Gene: sertad3
Product: SERTA domain containing 3
Exons: 2
Coding region: 248-1288 (346 amino acids)
Cellular component (GO): nucleus
Molecular function (GO): transcription regulator activity
Source: RefSeq, a predicted model, not a curated record
UUUUGGCGUGAAACUUAAAUCACGGGCGGGAGAUGACCGAGUCAGUCGGCUAGCGAAAGUGUAGCGUUAAGAGUUAAAAACUCAAAGUUAAAAAAAGUUUUGAAUCGCAGGCUUAUCUCCGAGUGAGUUGAGUAAACAUUACAUUGUGUUUCAGUUCGAAGAGGAGGCAGGACAACGACCAACAGUAACGGUAUCGACUACUAACUACGGUACCGAGGACAGACGGGAGUGAUUCAACAGUUUAAAGAUGAUCAUGAAGGGGCAGAAGCGUAAACACCCACCAGAGGAUGUGGAGGUUUCAGACAGGAGCAGCCCCACCUGGGAGAGCCAGCGCCAGUUUGUAUUCUCAGUUUCCCUGAACAAGUAUCAGCAUGGCCAGGAGCUACCUGAACCCAGCCUGCGGAGGUCUGUUCUGAUAGCUAACACUCUGCGGCAGGUCAGCCUAGAAGCCUUUGGGGCGCCCUCUGUAGACAUGGAGGUGUCACAACCACUUUCUAGCUCUUCAUCUGCACUCCAGGAGAGUAUUUUCACUGCAGCAAAACACCACCCUGCAGUGAUGUUUUCUAACAGCCACUCAGCUCUUGUCAGCUGCCCUCUGGUUUCAAUAAAUGACGUGUCAAAUUGUGCUAGGUCUCCUGCAAACUGCAACUUAAGUGCAUCAAAUGUCCCUUUGUCUGUAAAAGACGAAGAUGAGGACUGGGGAUCCAUGUCCACGGAUUCUGAUUUCUCCCUUUCAGCUGCCAUCUCCUCCAUUCUCACUGCACUGGACUCUACCAUUGAUAGUAGCCCACAGACAGCUCCACGAACGCCUCUCAAGUCCUUGGAGAACCUGUCGGGUUCCUCUGAUGGAGGUGUGGAAUGGGUGAAACAGGGAGUCAGAGGUUAUGGGGGAAGCUGGGAGCAGCAGGAAGAGUGGAGGGUGCGGGAGAGCAGCUUUGAGGUGAUGAGGUCCAGCUACCUCAGUGAACUCACUGUGGAGGAUCUGUUCCAGGAUAUAGACACGUCCCUUCUGGAGAGGGACAUGGGAGUGCUUGGGCUCAGAGGCAGUGGAGGUGGAUACCCGACAGGGGAGGACCUUUUACGGUAUCUGCCGCCUUUCUCCUCCUCCCCCCCACACCCCUUCUCCCUCUCUCUCAACCAGAAUAUGAAGUGCCUCCCGUCGCUCUCUUCGUUCAGCCCACUGUCGUCUUCUCCACUUUCUCUUUCUUCGCCACCCUUUUCUAGUCAGAAUCAUGUGAGAGAAGGACUUGAGCUGGACCAUCUGAUGGAGAUCCUGGUGGAGUCCUGAAUGCCUCAUUGUCACUAUACUGUAAGGAAGUAACUUGAACACCAUUCACUAGGUUAGUGGACAAAAACUGAAUUCUAAAGGCAAAGGGAAUAGAUUGUCAAACACAUCAAGAAUCCCCUUUGUUGUUUUUAUAUAUUGCUCAAGAAAUAGUGUAUGGGCUUUAGAAAGUAGUGAGAAUGCUUAAGAAAUUUAGAAAUUGUUGAUGUCAAAGACAGGAAAUGCUCCAUAUGUGGGCUAGCAUGAAGAGUAGCUGUGAUGCAUCUCGCAGCUUUUUGUGCAACAUGAAGCGUUUGUGUUUCCCCAGCAGAAAUGGAGGUAAAGUUACAAUGAAAACUAUGGGUGGUAAGCCAGAUAAGGCUGUGUUCUUUUAACGGCUAAGCAAUGAGUCAGUGCAUAAUGAACUGCUUAAAAGUAGUUUACUACAGUUUCGAGUGUGACUCAGUUAAUUGGAACUAGGGAAGGGAAGGGAGGUGUCUGAUUAAAAAAAAAAACAGGAUUUAUUCAUCAAAUCAGAAGUAGUCAGUGGAGAGAAAAUAACUCCAGCAGUGUUGCCCUAAAAUGUGUCAAAUGCAUCACAGUUUAGAGUAAGAACAAAAGCAGUAGCCAGUCAUGUACUGGUGUGGGUUCACGCAGUGGACUGAGCACAUGAGAGAAAUAACUUAAAACACAGGUGUAAAAUGUUAAUGUGAGUUCUGAGAGAAUGUGAUUUGAUUGGUGAAACACUAAUAUUAUGGGUCAAACGUCUAUGAAGAAAUCCUUUAACCUCAUAUUUAUCAAUGAGUUAUAACAGGUGCUAAGAGAUGAGGUCAGGAUUUCAAACAGUAGGAUCACCCAGGAAAGAAAUCCAUAAGAACUGGUAUUUUAUUCAGUUACAAAAAAAGAAAAGACAUUUCAAGUGUAUAUAAUUGUUGAUGGUUAUUGUUAACUGGGUUAUUGUUCUUUGUAUCCAUCAGAUUAUUAUCAGUUAUAAUUCAGUAACUAGUAGCUGGAGGUACAGUACGAUUUCAUGUAUCCUGUAUUAGCAGUAAAGAAAGUUGAAGAUCAUUUAGUGGGGGAAAAGCACAACUCUUAAUGCCUCUCAAACAGCGGACUGUUAAACCAUGUCCCUGCCUGAAACGUUUCCACUCAGGAAACACAGCAACACGUGGCUGUUCUGGCUACAUGCACAGUCCAGCUCAGAAAGAGUAUUUAAUGUCUUUUUAAAAUAUGCUGUUAUUCAAAGAGCCUUUACAGAGCUGUGCUUACUGGACAUACAACACAUCCUCAUGGAUUUCAAUGUGACAGUACAGAGCCACUGCAUCACGUUAGCUGAAGUCACAACCACUACGCAACAGAUUCUGUUGUACAGAUGUAAUAUUACUGAUCAGUCCUGGUGGGUGUUUAGCAUCAUGCUGUGAGCCACAUUGGCUGAUGGUGUAAAUCCGCCCUGUGAACAAUUUGUCAGUAUUCAGGUUCUGCUUGUUUUAAGAGGGUUCGCAUGUUUUGUCUGGUUUACAUGUGAAUUAUUGCACUUUUGUUAAUAAUAUGCGUUUCUAAGUCAUGUGAGCAUGUGCUUUGUGUUUUACUCUGUAUUUAUUAAGCAGUGGUAACAUUUGGCCUAAUUCCUUUUGAACCCAGAAAGUAGACUCCUAUUAGAUGUUCUGUAACGGUUUGUUCUUUAAAAGAAAACCACUUAAGGAAAGGUGUUUUAGCUGCAAAUUUAACCAGCUAUAUGUUGAUCCAGCAUCUAAACCAACACUGCUGAAAUGUGUAACAUGGAAGAUGCAUCGUUUGAGGAAGCACAUGAUGCCAGUUUGUCAGGUUUUUGUACGGAUCAGCUUUCUAUACAAAGUUUCUUUGAAUAGCUGUGCUGCAGUCUCAAACUAUUUAUAAAUGGAAUAUUUUGUUAAGAUGAGUAAUUGUAAGUCAUAACAUAUGACGAUUCUGUUAUAUUAAUGUAUCGUCAUGGCAGUUUUUUUAUUUACUUUUAUUUUCUCUAUAAAUAUUUUAUGGUCGUUUAAUUGAGGGCAGAAUGCCUGUUAACUAUGUAUUUAGACUUUUCCAUUUUUCAAAAAGGCAAAUGUCUGUUUAACUAAACUGCUGUUUGUAAUAAAAUGUCAAAAUGAAA